AGUUCAUUUCAUUUACUAAAUGAGUAAUUAGUAAUGAUGCAAAGCUGAUUUACUGAUGUUGUUUCUCUGUUUUUAACUUGGUCAUUUUCACGUUCCUUCUUUCUAAUUACGCAAAGGACAUAAAUAGAAACUGUUUCAUAUGUCAGUUUUUUUUACAGCUUUCUCACCAAACUUAAUAUGUUGAACUCCACUUCACCACCUCUGACUUUUUUCAUUCUUGGGGCUUAUAUGGAUGUUGGAAUAUUGCGAUACUUGUACUUUGUGAUAACUGCAGUAUUAUACAUCAUAAUUGUGACCGUCAACGUGCUGCUGAUCGUGGUGAUCUGUGUGAACAGGAGCUUGCAUGAACCUAUGUACAUGUUUCUGUGCAGCCUGUUUGUGAACGAACUGUACGGCAGCACAUCGCUGUUGCCCCUCCUGCUGGUCCAGAUCCUCUCUGAUGUUCACAUUAUUUCUGUUCCUCUCUGCUUCCUGCAGAUCUUCUGCCUCUAUUCAUACGCACAUGUAGAGUUUUGUAAUUUAGCCAUCAUGUCUUAUGACAGAUACCUUGCUAUCUGUUGUCCUCUCCAGUAUCACAUCAUAUUGACACAUUUCAAGGUUAGUGUUUUUAUUGUUAUGAUCUGGUUGUACUCUUUUGUGAAAUUUCUGAUCACUUUGUCACUAACAGUCCGUCUGACUCUAUGUGGAAACGUGUUAAACAGCACGUUUUGCCGUAACUACCUGGUUGUUAACCUGGCAUGUUCUGGCACCAGCGUGAACAACAUUUACGGACUGUUUGGUACUGUCCUCACAGUCUUGGUCCCUCUGCUGCCCAUCCUUUAUUCUUACACUAAGAUCCUCAGAGUCGUUUCGUCUGGGUCCAAACAGAUGAGACAGAAAGCCAUCAGCACCUGCAUGCCUCACCUGGCUUCACUCCUCAACUUUUCCUUUGGGUGUAUAUUUGAAACUCUUCAGAGCAGGUUUGAUAUGAUUACUGCACCAAGUGAGUUACAGAUUAUUAUGUCGAUGUAUUUUGUGAUCCUUCAGUCUCUCCUGAAUCCAAUCAUGUAUGGGAUGAAACUAACAAAAAUAAGACAUGAAUGUAAAAGGUUGUUCUAUAAAAAUGUAUUUGAUGAUAAACUACUUGCCUGAACACAGUUGUUUAAUGUCUAGAAAUGUUUUGCUUCUGUAGCCAUCAGUAAAUAAAUA
This is a messenger RNA of Fundulus heteroclitus (mummichog), 1188 nucleotides long. RefSeq names its product olfactory receptor 11A1-like. The transcript has a single exon. The record is from RefSeq and is a predicted model, not a curated record. Gene Ontology annotation, cellular component: membrane. Lineage: Eukaryota; Metazoa; Chordata; Actinopteri; Cyprinodontiformes; Fundulidae. Gene Ontology annotation, molecular function: olfactory receptor activity; G protein-coupled receptor activity. Gene Ontology annotation, biological process: G protein-coupled receptor signaling pathway. The coding region runs from base 178 to 1131 and encodes 317 amino acids.